CAGCUCCUCCCGGAGACCGCGGGGAGGCGCUUCUUCCUCCUCGGGGCGGCGGCGGAGGGAAGGAGGGCGGUCCAGCAGCCAUUUUCGGGGCGGCCGAGCGCGUUCCCGGCGGAGGGUGGCCCGGACAAGUGGGGAAAUUUGGAGGAGACUCCUUUCUCAAGAGGGAUGACAUGCAAUGGCCCCGUUUCGGAGGACCCCGCCCAAAACCUGGCUUGGUUGACUUCCAGACUAGGAACCUUUGUCAAUUUCCCAAGACACUGUCCCAUUCCUUACUCGGUACUCGCCCAGGCAGGCUUCUUCUACACGGGGAAGGGAGACCAAGUCAGAUGCUUCAGCUGCCUUGCAACUCUAGAAGGAUGGAAAGAAGGGGACUCGGUGGUUGGAAGGCACAAAAACGUUUCUCCAAACUGCCGCAUCCUCAACGAUUGCAGCUUCGAAGAGCAUCGUCUACUUUCUGGCCUCCCAAACGGUCCUCCUGGAAGAGAAGCCACCAGCUCCCUCCCACCCAAUUCCGAGCUGUCUUCCGAUUUGGAGGCCGAUUACUUGUUGAGAACCAGGCAGGUGGUGGAUCUCUCUGGCUCCCCGUAUCCCCAGAAUCCGGCCAUGUGCAACGAAGAGGCCCGGCUGAGAUCUUUUCACUCCUGGCCUCCUUACGCGCCGGUCACCCCGGAGGAUCUGGCCAACGCUGGACUCUAUUACCGAGGGGUGGAGGAUGAAGUGGAGUGCUUUUGCUGUGGGGGCAAGUUGAAAAACUGGGAAUUGGGGGACCAGGCCUGGCCGGAACACCGUCGCCAUUUCCCGAGAUGCUUUUUCGUCCUCGGACAUGAUGUGGGAAACGUUGGGACCAUUGCAAAUCAGCCAGGGGAUGCACAGCUGGACAGAAGCAACACCCACAGGGUGCCAGCACGUCGUCCUCCUCCUCCUCCUGCUGCUCAUAACCCCUCAAUGGCAGAUUUUGCAAAGCGCCUCCAGACUUUCGGGGUGUGGAAUUACUCAAUGAGCAAGGAGUGGCUUGCUCAAGCAGGCUUCUACAGCUUAGGUAUCGGCGAUGGUGUGCAAUGCUUCUCCUGCGGCGGCGGAUUGAAAGAAUGGAAGGUUGGUGAGGAUCCAUGGGAGGAACAUGCAAGAUGGUAUCCGGGGUGCAAAUACCUGGGAGAAGAAAAGGGACAGGCUUUUGUGAACAGGGUUCAUUUAAUGCCCCAGGAGUCAACUAUAGAAGAGCCUGAGGAAGUUUUAGCUGUUGAAGACGAAGAGCAUCUGCAAAGCCGGUUGACCCAGACCGCGUUGCAAAUGGGAUUCAGCGCGGAGGAAAUUGGCAAAAUGGUGGAGAGGAAGUACCGCCUUUCGUCCGAGCGCUACCGGUCGGUUGAGGCGUUGGUCACAGACCUAAUCGGGGCCCAGAGGGAAAAUACACCCAGCACGUAUUUAGAAAACCAUCUGCAGAAAGCAGAUCUCAGUACAGAAGAAAAGCUGAAACGUCUGGAGGAAGAAAAGAUCUGUAAGAUCUGUAUGGAUAAGACCCUCUCCAUGGUCCUCAUUCCUUGCGGGCACGUGGCCUGCCAAGACUGUGCGGAGGCGGUUGAAAAAUGCCCCUGGUGUUCUAAGGUCAUUGCAAACCGGCAAAAGAUCUUUAUGCCCUGAUAGGAUUUGCCAGUUGUGGGAGAUUCCACUCAAAACAAAAGAAAACCAAAAGCUGACCCAGAUUCGCAGGUGUCGCCUCCAAAAUGGAUUUAGCGAGAAUCAGCUCUUAAUUGGAUGCACCGGGUUGUGUGGUAUGAAUCACCGAGAGGGUGUUGAUUGGAUUUCAAUCCUACUUAUUAAUUGUAGGGACUUUUAAUCCGAGCGCCUGAAUUGGAGAGCUUGCAAUCGGGUGGGGGUGGCCAGACUCUUUUCAGUGUUUUGUCAUGUUUUCAGUUGUGGAGAAUAUCUUUAAGGAUUGUUUCCCCCCCCCCUUUGUAAAGUUUAUAGCCGAACACACACAAGGACCCCCAAGAACUUGACAGGGGUGGGCAACUCCGCUCGCUUGACCCCCUGUGGACUUCAAUUCCCAGAAUUCUUGGCUCAGGAAUUCUGGGAGUUGAAGUCCACAGGUCGUAAAGUGGACAGAGUUGCCCACCUCUGCGCUAACCAGAUCUUCUUUCCCCCCUUAAGACCGUUAGCGUGGUUAAACUUGCUCCUGAAAGUUACGUUCUUUUUAUUACGUUGGCAUGCAAUACUAGUAACUCUCCAGAUUUCUGCCCAUCCCUGUUGCAAUCUGAAGCAGUAUAAGCCAGACAGGUCAACAGUUUAGCGGAAAGCAGCUGAAUGGAAAAGGGUGUGAAGGAUAUUUCAGAAGAGGUAGAUCUUGUACGUCUCUGGUUUUUUUCCCCGUCCAUUCAAAGGGUAGGUUUUUUUCCAAGGCCAGCAGCACCAAUAACACAACUUUACAAAUCAAAAUCCCCUUUCCUUGCUCUGUCUCUAGGAAGCAAGGUGCCAAUCACGUGGCUUUUUGGUUGACCUGACCAUCUUAGCUGCAGAAAAGAUGCAAUUACUUUCACGAUAUCCCUUUGUGUCCCAGUUCAAGGCUCAUCUGGGUGCUAGCGUGAUCUCCAUAGGUGGAGUAACUGGGAUUGCAGAAACUAGGAUGGAAGCCCACAACCUGAUGUUAGUUUCACAUUCCAGUUUGCACAAAGGCAUCGUAACGUAUGCUUUGGGAUCCAGAUGUCGUGGCAAAGUUCUGACUUUGGGUAAAGAGACACACAUUAGUUUUAGAUAAGUUUGCAUGUCCUUGUUCAUUUUCCUCUGUAGAUUAGUGUCUGCUCAUGUAUCACACUAAUCUACGGAGAAAAAUCAUUUAUGUGUAGAAUUGAGCUGCUGUCUGGUAUACCAGGUUCUCCUCUGAAAUAAAGGAUGCAUUGGGUAGAUUGUUGAUAUUGGUAUAUGUGGCUUUGAGAUAACACUAAUAAGUGGAGGGAAUACCUGAGAAAUGGAUGCAAUCCUUUAAUGUAGACGUUGAGACACAGAUUAUCUGCAUUUCCCCCUUGCACUAGUAUUACAUUAGGUAGCAAAACAUAAGCUGAAGGUAACAUUAAUUGAUUCCAAUCCCUGUUGCCUCUUUAUAGAGGAAAGAGUGAGAACUGGCUAAUGCAUUUCAAUUCCAGAAGAAUAAAUGUGACGGUGGUUUUUAAUUUUACUUCAGGGACUCCUUUCUGAAACUCACUCGUAGGAUGCAAAAUCUCUCAAGCACCCGAGGAUAAUAAAUCCCCUUUUGAGAUUAAAUUAUUCCUCCUCUUCCUAAUUUUGUUCUCCUCAAUCAGGGAAAUCAACAUGCUUAGAUACCUUUUUUCCCAGUAAUAAAUCUGUAUUUUGUGAUUGCCAUCUUGCCAAAACGAUUUAGCUGUUUUACCUUACUUUUUUUCCUUUUUCUUUUAAAUGCUGCAUUUUAUUUAUUUACAUAUUUAUUUGAAACUUGUUUAAAAGAAACACUUUUGUGGCACAAACCAAGACGGCUAAAUGGGCGUCAUCACGAAGCACCACGGAGAAGGCUUUGUUGUGGUCUCUGUUGCAGAAGGGUGCCUGGGUGCGUUUGCUGGGGAAGCUGCUUUGUGUUUGGGCUUUGUGUUUGUUGAACAUGACACUUGCAGUUCAGCCCAAAGGGGUAGAUUUACAACUUCUGCUGACACUUGGGGGAACCAGAAACUGACAUUUUGAAUUCAGAAUGCUGCUAAACUCACUCAAACUCACUUUCUUUCCACUUAGCAAGGCCAGAUAGCCUUGGGGGGGGUGUGUUAAGCUCCUGGAUAGUUGCCGAUUUUUAAAAAAAAAAGUUUUAAUUUGUUUUUUUUGUGGAACGUUCCCUGAUCUGCCCCACUUAUUUUAUAGUUAUUUAUAAAUGGCAUAAUUUGAAGAGGAUCUAACGCAGCUCUUCUUCCUUGUGGCGAGAUCUGAACUAAAGAAAACCUCACCGAUUAAAAACAGGCAAAGAGUUGUGUUGGGGUGUGUGUGUGCGUCAACUGUUGUUCCUCCGACAUCUUUGUGGGUUUCGUUUUAAUCCCUUUGUUCACGUAGAGAAUAACAAGAGCUUGUUUUACAUGGGAAGCUAUUUGGGGCUUUUUCUUCACGAUAGUUGAUCUUUUUUUUCACCUUUUUUAAAAAAAAUGUCACAAAUGCAUCUGGGAAAUUUUUAUGAGCUAUGCAUAUGUUGCGUGUAAAUCCACACUGAAAUAACGGAGCUUUGGAAUCAAGGGGCUUAAUGACUCGGGUUGCAAAUAAUAACUGUUGAUCUUUGACAGCAAAAAUUGAAAUUGUUGACUUUGAGAAGCUAUAUUCCAACGUGUUAAGAUUUAUUUUUUUAGACGUACUAUUACUUAACAUAAUCAUAGAAUUGUUUUGCAGUUGAACUCAAGUGAUUAUUUUUAAUAAAGUGAUUUAUUAUUUUA
Crotalus tigris (Tiger rattlesnake) is the source of this 4418-nucleotide messenger RNA. RefSeq names its product X-linked inhibitor of apoptosis (gene XIAP). Gene Ontology annotation, cellular component: spindle microtubule; cytoplasm; nucleus. The coding region runs from base 166 to 1641 and encodes 491 amino acids. The record is from RefSeq and is a predicted model, not a curated record. The transcript is spliced from 7 exons. Lineage: Eukaryota; Metazoa; Chordata; Lepidosauria; Squamata; Viperidae. Gene Ontology annotation, biological process: regulation of cell cycle.